CCGGGUGCCGGCGGCCGCUGCAGGUUGCGCCGGGGUGGCGGCGGCGCGGGGGGCGUGGCCAGCGGCUCAUUGUGCGCGGCGCAGCGCAGCGCCGCCGGCCGCCGAGGCCCUGAGGGCAAGUUGGCGUUGCCUCCGCGGUCACCGCCGCCGCCGCCGCCGCCGCCGCCGCCCUGCAGCCCGCUCGCUCCCUCGCUCCCUCGGCGGCGCGCUGCCCUUCCAAGAUGGCGGCCGCUCCCGGUGUCGGAGCCGCCGCCGCCUCCUCGGGCCAGGCGGAGGGCAAGAAGCUCGCCGACUUGCGCGUUGUCGACCUCAAGUCGGAGCUGAAGCGACGCAACUUGGACAGCACCGGCGUCAAGACGAUGCUGGUGUCCCGCCUCAAGCAGGCUAUUGAAGAGGAAGGAGGCGAUCCAGAUAAUAUUGAAUUAACUGUUUCAACUGAUACUCCAAACAAGAAACCAACCAAAGGCAAAGGUAAAAAACAGGAAGCAGAUGAAUUAAGUGGAUAUGCUUCUGUGGAGGAUGAUACUUUUGUCAAGGACUGUGACUUGGAGAAUCAAGAGGCAGAUGAACAAGAUGGAAAUGGUGAACUAAAGGACUCUGAAGACCUUGGUGAAAGUGAAGACGAAAUUGUGCAUUUCAAGGAGUUACUGUCUGCAGAAGAGAACAAGAGAGCUCAUGAAUUAAUAGAGGCAGAAGUGAUAGAAGAUAGAGAAAAAGAGGACAUCGGAAGUCAGGAAAUUGAAGUUCCAGAAGGUGAAGAUGAUACCUUUCUAACCGCCCAAGAUGGUGAGGAAGAAGAAAAUGAGAAAGAUAUAGCAGGUUCUGGUGAUGGUACACAAGAAGUAUCUAAACCUCUUCCUUCAGAAGGGAACCUAGCUGAGGCUGAUUACACAGCUCACGAAGAGAUGGAAGCUAAUGCGACUCUGAAAGAAGCUGAGGAUGACAACAUCUCGGUCACAAUCCAGGCUGAAGAUGCCAUCACUCUGGAUUUUGAUGGUGAUGACCUCCUAGAAACAGGUAAAAAUGUGAAAAUUACAGAUUCUGAAGCAAGUAAGCCAAAAGAUGUCCAGGACGCCAUUGCACAGAGCCCGGAGAAGGAAAGCAAGGACCAUGAGAUGAACGCCAGCCAUAAAGAUGGUAAGAAGGAAGACUGCGUGAAGGGUGACCCUGUCGAGAAGGAAGCCAGAGAAGGUUCCAAGAAAGCAGAAUCUGGAGACAAAGAAAAGGAUACUUUGAAGAAAGGGCCCUCGUCUACUGGGGCCUCUGGUCAAGCAAAGAGCUCUUCAAAGGAAUCUAAAGACAGUAAGACAUCCUCCAAAGAUGACAAAGGAAGUACAAGUAGUGCUAGUGGCAGCAGUGGAAGCUCAACUAGAAACAUCUGGGUUAGUGGACUCUCCUCUAAUACCAAAGCUGCCGACUUGAAGAACCUCUUUGGCAAGUAUGGAAAGGUCCUGAGUGCAAAGGUGGUCACAAACGCUCGCAGUCCGGGGGCCAGGUGUUACGGCAUUGUGACCGUGUCUUCCAGCACGGAGGCAUCCAGGUGUGUCGCUCACCUCCACCGCACUGAGCUGCACGGACAGCUGCUAUCUGUUGAGAAAGUUAAAGGUGAUCCCUCUAAGAAAGAACUUAAGAAGGAAAAUGAUGAAAAGAGCAGCUCGAGGAGUUCUGGAGACAAGAAGAAUUCAAGCGAUAGAAGUAGCAAGAUGCAAACCUCUGUCAAAAAAGAGGAAAAAAGGUCAUCCGAGAAGUCAGAAAAAAAAGAGAGCAAGGAUCCUAAGAAAAUGGAAGUUAAAGACGCAAAGAGUGAUAAUGAAUCAAGUGGCCAAACCUCAGAAUCAAAGAAAAGUGAAGAAAAGAAACGGAUAAGUUCAAAAAGUCCAGGACAUAUGGUAAUACUAGACCAAACUAAAGGAGAUCACUGUAGAUCAUCACGAAGAGGAAGGUAUGAGAAAAUUCAUGGAAGAAGCAAAGAAAAAGAGAGAGCUAGCCUAGAUAAAAAAAGGGACAAAGACUACAGAAGGAAAGACAUCUUGCCUUUUGAAAAGAUGAAGGAACAAAGAUUGAGAGAACAUUUAGUUCGUUUUGAAAGAUUGCGACGGGCAAUGGAACUCCGAAGACGAAGAGAGAUUGCAGAAAGAGAGCGUCGAGAGCGAGAACGCAUUAGAAUAAUUCGUGAACGGGAAGAACGGGAGCGCUUACAGAGAGAGAGAGAGCGCCUAGAAAUUGAAAGGCAAAAACUAGAAAGAGAGAGAAUGGAACGCGAACGCUUGGAAAGGGAACGCAUUCGUAUUGAACAGGAGCGACGUAAGGAAGCUGAGCGCAUCGCCCGAGAACGAGAGGAGCUGAGAAGGCAACAGCAGCAGCUUCGAUAUGAACAAGAAAAAAGGAAUUCUUUGAAACGCCCACGUGAUGUAGACCACAGGCGAGAUGAUCACUACUGGAAUGAGAAUAAAAAGUUGUCUCUAGAUGCAGAUGUGCGAUUUGGCCAUGGGUCUGACUACUCUCGCCAGCAGAACAGGUUCAAUGACUUUGAUCACCGUGAAAGAGGCAGGUUUCCUGAAAGUUCAGCGGUACAGUCGUCGUCUUUUGAAAGGCGAGAACGCUUUGUUGGUCAUAGUGAAGGGAAAAAAGCACGGCCCACGGUGCGAAGAGAAGACCCGGGCUUUGAAAGGUACCCCAAAAGUUUCAGUGACUCCAGAAGACAUGAGCCUCCACCCCCAAGAAAUGAACUUAGAGAAACAGACAGGCGAGAAGUCCGAGAGCGAGACGAGAGGAGAACCGCGAUCAUCCACAACAGGCCUGACCUGAGUCAUGCCCGACACCCUCGGGACACAGGGCCCACCCCUUCUCGCCCGACCUCCUGGAAAAGUGAAGGAGGCCUGUCCUCAGACAAACGAGACUCGAGAGUUGAAAGGCCAGAACGUUCUGGGAGAGAAGUCUCUGGACACAGCGUGAGGGGACCCCCGCCUGGGAGUCGCAGCAGCACUUCAGGCUAUGGGAGCAGAGAGGGGGACAGAGUCAUCUCAGACCGAGGAAGCGGAGCCCAGCACUAUUCCGAGGACCGACACGUAGUGGAACGCCAUGGGCGAGACGCGAGUGGACCCAGGAAAGAGUGGCAUGGCCCCCCUUCUCAGGGACCUAGUUACCACGACACAAGGCGAAUGGGUGACAGCCGGACCAGCUCGGGCAUGAUGACUCAGCAUGGGAGUCACGCAUCCCCCAUCAGCAGGGUUGUUCAGAUCGGCGGCAGUUCCCUGCCAAGAGGGAGUGGCUCUGGAUUUAAGCCGUUCAAGAGUGGGCCUCCACGGCGCUUCUGAAGACUGCGCGGCUCUGAGCUGAUUCAUGGAGACCUCCUGUCAGCUCUGCGUGACUACUUACGACGCGGACCUCUGAGUUGCUUGAAAGUUCUAUCAGAGUUUUUUUGUUUUUUUUUAAUCUAACCUGAUUGCUUUUCUUGAUUUUGGAGAAGGAUGUUUAACUAGUUCUGUUGUGACUUCCAAUAGUUUUGUGUAUUCAACAUUUUUCCCUUGCAGCACCAAGACACAUUUGAAAAGAUUGGAAUCCAAGUUGUUCUGUUGUUAACACCACGUGACUAGAAAGAGUAGUUUGCAGCUGUGUGGUGAUAGUCUCCUUUGCAGCACUAGCUCUGGUGUCGGGCGCUAGAACCCCUUCUGUCAUCAGGCAUGUUCAGCCUCCAUUUGAAGGCUUAGAAAGUCUACUGUCAAGUUUUUAAAGACUAAGAAUGUUCCUUGCAUUUCUGAGUAUUAUGUAAUCUAUUUUGCAGAAGGUACUGUUACAUUAAGUGCAUCUGUGUAUCCUGAUCUUAAAGAAAUGUACUUUUUUUAAAAAAUAAACCCUCAUAUUCUGUAUAGUUGCUUAAGCGUUGCGAACCUUCUUGAUCAUAAAAGGAGACCCGGUUUCAGCUCAGUGUAGGGAGUACACUUGCUCAGAUUUGCACGGCAUGGCGCCAGAUACAUGAAUGAGACUGUGACCAUGAAGUUUGUGUCACUGAGCUUCUUAGAUUGAGUCGUGCCGGCAAGUGCACUUAAUCUGUGCUGUUGAAAGAAAUCCCACCUCUAGGAAUUGUGUGGUAUUACUGCUUCCAUAUUCCCAACUAUGUUGAGAAGUGGGGGGGGGGGGGGGACAAACCCAGGUUCUGGACUGGUGAAUCAGUUGGGUUUUGUAAAUACUUGUAUGGGGGAAGGCAUCGUUGUCUCUUUGUGCAAAUAAAAAGCCACGCCUG
Messenger RNA from Erinaceus europaeus (western European hedgehog), 4243 nucleotides. RefSeq names its product SAFB like transcription modulator (gene SLTM). Gene Ontology annotation, cellular component: nucleus. Bases 222 to 3317 code for a protein of 1031 amino acids. NCBI's taxonomy places the organism in Eukaryota, Metazoa, Chordata, Mammalia, Eulipotyphla, Erinaceidae. The transcript has 21 exons. Gene Ontology annotation, molecular function: sequence-specific DNA binding; RNA binding. Gene Ontology annotation, biological process: regulation of transcription by RNA polymerase II; regulation of mRNA processing. The record is from RefSeq and is a predicted model, not a curated record.